This is a messenger RNA of Coniophora puteana RWD-64-598 SS2, 1765 nucleotides long. RefSeq lists its product as uncharacterized. Bases 80 to 1615 code for a protein of 511 amino acids. The transcript has 2 exons. Lineage: Eukaryota; Fungi; Basidiomycota; Agaricomycetes; Boletales; Coniophoraceae. The record is from RefSeq and is a predicted model, not a curated record.
GCUGUGGGUGGUGGUAUGCUCCGGUGGAAAAACCCUCCCCGCAGUGGAUGUCCACCCACUCUCAUCCUAAGCUGCAAAUAUGCACCACUGUCUCUCUGUCUCUGAGCUCAUACUCGCUAUCUGCUGUUCAUCCAACGAUGCCGCGCUUGCAAAUCUCGCUCAAACUUGCAAGACGUUUCAAGAGCCGGCGCUGAAUGUGCUUUACAGCGACCUUGAUUGCAUGUCAAAGUUGUUGAUGUGCCUCCCCCAGGAUCUUUGGCGUGUUGAGGAGGGUGAUACAAAUGAGCAAGCUAAUUUGUCAUUUACGCGCCAGCUACAGCCGGCCGACUGGCAGGUGCUGCAGCGAUACGCCGCACGCGUCCGAUUCCUCCGGAUCGGCGGGGCUAUUUGUCAGGCGCCUAUUGGAAGCCUGUUCGAGGAUCGGUAUCGCGUCGAUGAUCCCCUGUUUCCAAAUCUCACAACUCUGACGAUCUAUGCGGAUGGCUGUUAUCCUCCCUGCGUACUAUUAUUCCUCGGACCGAACCUUCGUACGCUGGUGCUCGACAACUGUGACUUGCACGCGCGUUUUCUUCGCGGCGUCGUAGACCACGUUCAUCUCAGCCAAGGUAUUAAGCACCUCAAAGUCAUUCGCAACGAUUCGUACUGGCUUGAGGACGAAGAGGAUCCGGGGGAUGCGGUGGUGGAUCCGGAGUCGUUAGCGCAGCUGAGACAGCUGGAAACGUUGACGUUCGAGGAAGAGAUCACACCGGAGCUGCUCACGGCCAUAUCCAGUCUCCAAUCGUUGACUUCCCUCAGAAUUGUCGUUCCCCCCACUUUGCGACUCGAGAGCCGACCAAAUCUUGGGCAUUUUCCCCGCCUUCGGCACCUAGACCUUCAAGGUGCUCCUCCUGAGGAAUACGGAUACCUGUUGCGUUAUGCAUACGACUCGGAUUUGAGCGCCGUCGAGCAGCUCGAGGUCUGCUUCAACGAGUGCGAGGGACACAACUUCGCUCGCUUUCUAGAGACCCUCGAUUCAACCCUUGGUAAAUCUACUCCAGACUUAAACUCUCGCAAGAAUGCCAUGCGUACUUUGCAUAUAACACAGUCCUCUCCGUCUUCUCUUGGCGACACAGUUAAAGGCGAUGCACUUCGCCGCCUCUUUUGCUUUGGCGAGCUCACUGAGCUGGUUAUCACCCCAUUCCUUGUUCUCGAGCUCGAUGACGUCCUCAUGCAGGACCUGUCCUCGGCGCUUCCGCACCUGUGCCACUUUGACCUCAUCGCCAAGUACCCUGACAGCCCCAACGUGACACUAACAGGCCUCGCCAGCGUAAUACGCAAUUGUCGUAGUUUACGACAACUGGCUCUGUCAGUCGACGCUACAGUGGUACGCAAUCGGGAUCAUCACGGCACGGUGACAAGUAUAGAGCCGCACAUGAAUCUGUCAGCGCUGGGCGUCGGAAGAUCUCCUAUGGACGAUCCGGCGUUCGUCGCGCAACAGUUAUCAGCUAUGGCUCCCAAACUGUGCAAGAUAACGGUCGCACGACAGGUCGUGCGCGUUUUACAUCCUCCAAGAGACGAUAUAUAUAUUCGGUGGACGCGGGUACAAACGAUACUAAGGUCGCAUAUACCGGAAUAGUCUACCCGUAAAUGUUGGACCCAGAUAUUCUGAUUCACGACCGCUGCACGAUACAUUCGUUUCUGUGUAUACGUAGCGAACGAAUUCUCCACAUACAUAUGUUAGUAGAUAGUUAUUCCAGCUAAUCUGAUGUCUGCUAAACUCCAGACU